Molecule: messenger RNA, 825 nt
Organism: Oncorhynchus gorbuscha (pink salmon)
Lineage: Eukaryota; Metazoa; Chordata; Actinopteri; Salmoniformes; Salmonidae
Product: ZZ-type zinc finger-containing protein 3-like
Exons: 8
Coding region: 1-816 (271 amino acids)
Molecular function (GO): zinc ion binding
Source: RefSeq, a predicted model, not a curated record
AUGUCUGUCCAUCGCCAGAGGAUCCGAGGGCGGCUGUGUUACCAGAGUAAACCAGACUCCUUCAACCAGCUGUGGACCGUGGAGGAACAGAAACAGUUGGAGCAUCUGCUGCUGAAGUUCUCUCCUGAGGAGGUGGAGUCUAAACGCUGGCAGAAGAUAGCUGACGCCCUGGGCAACAGGACCGCUAAACAGGUGGCCAGCCGCGUUCAGAAGUACUUCAUCAAACUGACUAAAGCAGGAAUCCCUGUUCCUGGGAGGACCCCUAACAUGUGCAUCUACAGUAAGAAGGUGGGAACGAGUAGAAGGCAGCACCACCUGAACAGGCACCUGUACCGACCGUCUACCUUCCUGACAUCAUAUGAGCCUCCCGUCUUUAUGGAAGAAGAGGAUGAGAGAGCGGCCUACUACAGCUCCCUGCAGGACCCCGACGACACGGAUGAGGAGGGUGUACCUGUGGAGUUGAGACACCUGCCGGAGUACAAGGAGCUUCUGGAGCUGAAGAGACUGAAGAAACACAAACUGCAGGAGAUCCAGGCUGAGAGUAGCAUGGCCCUGCACCAUGGAUACAAGUGUGACGUGUGUGGUGUAGAGCCUAUCCAGGGCGUGCGGUGGCAUUGUCAGGACUGUCCCUCAGACAACGCUGUGGACUUCUGUUCCAACUGCUCCGACUGCCUGUACAAGACAGAGAGCCACCUGCCCAGCCACCAUCUGGAGCCUGUCCAUCACCACGAGACCUUCCUAGACAGGGACUACUGUCUGGCUCAGACCCCUGGAUAUAACUACCUGGAUCCCAACUACUACCCUGCUAACAGAUGACAGCAUGGC